AUGAUGCCUAAUUCUUCUCAUGUAAGGCUGUUUUUUCUUUCAGGUUUAAAUGAAACAAUGACGAACAGAGUUGUUCUUUUCUCUGUCACUUUACUGUGUUACUGUUUUAUUGUGCUGAUAAACGUUGCUGUUAUUGUGACCAUCAUCUUGGUUAAGAGCAUGCAUGAACCAAUGUAUAUUUUAUUGUGCAGUUUGUGCAUAAAUGGACUUUAUGGGACUAGUUUCUACCCAAAGAUUCUGUGGGAUCUGCUGUCUGCUGUUCAUGUAAUCUCUUAUUCUGGAUGCCUUUCUCAGGCUUUCGUGAUGUACUCAUUUGUCUCGAACGAUUUGUCCAUUCUUGCAGUUAUGUCCUAUGACAGAUAUGUGGCUAUAUGUCGACCCCUGGUGUACCACUCUGUCAUGUCAAAGAAGAGACUUUUAAUGUUAGUAUCUUUCUCCUGGUUCACAACCUUUUGCAUUUCUGGCACAAAUACAAUACUGACAUCUAAAUUAGAUUUAUGCAGUCCAUAUAUUGACAGACUUUAUUGCAUUAAUUGGAUUAUUGUAAAACUUGCCUGUUUCCCAGCUGACAUUAUAUUUAACAACAUAGUUGCUUACAUUACAAAUAUCUUUUACGUAUGUCACGGUGUGUUAAUAGUUUGGUCUUACUUGUAUGUCAUCAAAAUAUGUGUGAAUUCUUUAGAAAACAGGGCAAAGUUCAUGCAGACAUGUGUACCACAUUUAACAUCCUUGGUCAUUUUUCUUGGAACAAUACUUUUAGAUAUCAUGAAUAUACGAUAUGGUUCAACAAACCUACCUCAAGCAUUUAACAGCUUUAUUGCAAUAGAAUAUCUGCUCAUUCCUCCAAUAAUGAAUCCUCUCAUUUAUGGUUUUAAAUUGACCAACAUUCGGAAAAGAAUUUUUGCUGUUGUGACUUGUAAAAUUCCACUACUUAGAUCCUAA
Pungitius pungitius (ninespine stickleback) is the source of this 942-nucleotide messenger RNA. RefSeq names its product olfactory receptor 5AP2-like. Lineage: Eukaryota; Metazoa; Chordata; Actinopteri; Perciformes; Gasterosteidae. Gene Ontology annotation, molecular function: odorant binding; olfactory receptor activity. The record is from RefSeq and is a predicted model, not a curated record. Bases 1 to 942 code for a protein of 313 amino acids. The transcript has a single exon. Gene Ontology annotation, biological process: G protein-coupled receptor signaling pathway; detection of chemical stimulus involved in sensory perception of smell. Gene Ontology annotation, cellular component: membrane.